Messenger RNA from Dichotomopilus funicola, 672 nucleotides. RefSeq lists its product as uncharacterized. Gene Ontology annotation, cellular component: cytoplasm. Bases 1 to 672 code for a protein of 223 amino acids. The record is from RefSeq and is a predicted model, not a curated record. Gene Ontology annotation, biological process: N-acetylglucosamine metabolic process. The transcript has 3 exons. NCBI's taxonomy places the organism in Eukaryota, Fungi, Ascomycota, Sordariomycetes, Sordariales, Chaetomiaceae.
AUGGCCAACCUACCCUAUUGGCAGGUCAACAUCCCACCAGCCCUCCGGACCGCCGAGUGUCCAGACUUCCUCCGGAAUGUCAGCGACAAGGACCGCGGCAUCAUCAGCACACCCGACUCCGAGUAUGUCGCCGACUCGUGGGAUGUUGUGAAACAAAAAGUAGCGCAGAAUCGUCUCGAACUCUUCCAACGGCGGCCCUCCGACCUGCGCCGCUACCUUGCCUUCACGUGGAAACUGCGUCAAGACUAUGGUAGCAUCAUGAACUUCAUCCUCACGCACCGGCUACAAUGGGCGCCACUACCCAUCACCCCGCGCGGCAGCCGGCCGUUUGAGGCGGUAGAUGAAGAUGUCAAAGUGCUGAGGAACGACUGGCCGUAUGGGAUCGAUAAGAGGAUUGUGCACCUCGUGGUGUGGACCAAAUUUGCCCUGGAAGAGGACCCGGAGACGGGGGAUUUGACUGAUGGCGCGCGCGCGAAGGUCGAUGCGUAUGUGCGCAAGGCAUUUGCCAAACUGAACCCCGAUCAUGUGGUAUGGUUUAAGAACUGGGCUGCGCUCAAGUCGGUCAGGUCCGUGGAACAUUUCCAUGUCAUGCUGUUUGAUCCCGACAUGGACGUUGUCAACGAGAUCACGCACGGUGAUGUCCCGAUGUGCGAGAAGGAAAGUGAGCUCUGA